This is a messenger RNA of Cornus florida, 2182 nucleotides long. RefSeq names its product 3-oxoacyl-[acyl-carrier-protein] synthase, mitochondrial. NCBI's taxonomy places the organism in Eukaryota, Viridiplantae, Streptophyta, Magnoliopsida, Cornales, Cornaceae. Bases 206 to 1651 code for a protein of 481 amino acids. The record is from RefSeq and is a predicted model, not a curated record. Gene Ontology annotation, molecular function: 3-oxoacyl-[acyl-carrier-protein] synthase activity. Gene Ontology annotation, biological process: fatty acid biosynthetic process. The transcript has 14 exons.
UUCAAGCAAGCAGUCGAGAGGGAGGAAAGACUCAAAACAGCUAAAAGCCUAAAACUUGUUGGACUUGUGCUUUCGUUCUUUGUUUCACUUUUCAAAUCAAACAAAAAACGAACGUGAUUUCACAGUGAACUCUGUAGCUGAAUCCAAACAUUGAUGAACGGCCAAAGAGGAGCUUAGGCCAUUGCUAGGGUUUCCAAGUGAAGUGAUGGCGAGGCGCUCUUUUUCUCGACUCUUCUCUUCUCGUUUCCAACUCAAUCGUUUCAUUUCUUCUUCUUCUUCCUCUGGAUUUCAACUCUUCGACCCUCCUCCAGUCUUACCUCAUCGUAGGGUUGUCGUCACCGGUCUAGGCAUGGUCACACCGCUUGGUUGCGGCGUGGAAACUACAUGGAAGCGUGUGAUAGAGGGGGAAUGUGCAAUUAGGGCAUUGUCUCCUGACGAUCUCAAGAUGAAUGGAUUUGAUAGAGAAACGCAGUUGUAUACAUUUGAUCAGCUCACUUCAAAAGUUGCUGCGACUGUUCCUUGUGGUAACAGCCCUGGUGAAUUCAAUGAAGAAUUAUGGCUUAAUUCCAAGGAGCAUAGAUCAAUGGCAAGGUUUAUAGCCUAUGCACUAUGUGCCACUGAUGAAGCUCUCAGAGAUGCCAAUUGGGCACCCACUGAGCAGGACGAGAAGGAAAUGACGGGGGUUUCCAUUGGUGGGGGAACUGGAAGCGUUAGUGAUAUGUUGGAUGCAUCACAAUUGAUUUGUGAGAAGUUGUCUACUUUCCUGACCCAGCGCAUUCGUCGGCUUAGUCCAUUUUUCAUCCCACGGAUUUUGAUCAAUAUGGCAGCUGGUCAUGCAAGCAUAAAAUAUGGAUUCAAGGGACCAAACCAUGCUGCAGUGACAGCUUGUGCAACGGGUGCACAUUCAGUUGGUGAUGCUGCCAGGAUGAUUCAAUUUGGAGAUGCUGAUGUUAUGGUGGCUGGAGGAACAGAGUCCAGCAUCGAUGCUUUAUCUAUAGCAGGAUUUUGUAGGUCAAGAGCUUUGACUACAAAGUACAAUUCAUCCCCUCAAGAAGCCUCAAGACCUUUUGAUUCUGGUCGAGAUGGAUUUGUGAUCGGUGAAGGCUCUGGUAUCUUGGUGUUGGAGGAACUGGAGCAUGCAAAAAAGAGAGGAGCAAAAAUUUAUGCAGAAAUUCGUGGUUACGGGAUGUCAGGUGAUGCAUAUCACAUUACUCAACCACAUACUGAUGGAAGAGGUGCCGUUUUGGCCAUGACACGUGCUUUAAAGCAGUCCGGUCUUCAUCCAACUCAAGUGGAUUACAUAAAUGCCCAUGCUACAUCUACUCCUUUAGGUGACAUGGUAGAAGCCAACGCUAUCAAAUCUGUAUUCUCUGAGCAUGCAGCAUCAGGUGGUUUGGCCUUGUCAUCCACGAAGGGUGCUAUUGGUCAUCUUCUUGGAGCAUCUGGAGCGGUGGAAGCAAUUUUUGCAGUUCUAGCCAUACACCACGGAAUUGCUCCUUUGACACUUAAUCUCACUAAACCAGAUCCCGUUUUUAGUAACAGUUUCAUGCCUUUGACUGCUUCGAAGGAGAUGCCAAUUAAAGCGGCCCUGUCAAACUCUUUUGGCUUUGGAGGAACAAAUGCAUCCUUGCUGUUCACCUCCGCUGCUUAAACUGAUGGACAGUUACGUCCUCGAAGGGAUGUCCUUUUCGAGGGUUAUAUAACUAUCCAUUGCCUUCGAAUUGAAGUUUUCAGAAAGGAUGCUAGUAAACUAACAAGUGAGAUGAUCACCACUUGCAGUUUUACUUUCUUUUCAUAAUUCAAUUGUUUUAUGUUUUUUAAUUUGAGUAGUUUAAAAUGGAAAACUCAUUUAUUUGAAUUAGAAACUUUGAUGUAUUUAGCUUGUUAGAAGAGAGCUUUCCAGAUGAGCAAUGUCAUAGGAGAAAUUAUUCCGGCACUAGGUGAAUUUUUGUUACUUUCAUGUGAGGUACAAUGUAAUUUUGAUGAAACCUCUCAAAGAUGGAGACCAUACUUUCUUACAUACUCGACCACAUGAGUGGACAAGCAUUUACAUUGAAUAAUUUGCAAUGCAUCUUUUUGAUGUGGCUUGAGCUGCCAUUAUUGUAAAAUGCGAUUGUAAUAAUAAAGUUAAUUAUAUAUAUUUUCUUAUGAAAGUAUGAAGGAUGCCUAUUGCACCUUUUCA